Penicillium paradoxum is the source of this 1875-nucleotide messenger RNA. RefSeq names its product transcription factor domain-containing protein. Gene Ontology annotation, biological process: DNA-templated transcription. The record is from RefSeq and is a predicted model, not a curated record. Gene Ontology annotation, molecular function: DNA binding; zinc ion binding. Gene Ontology annotation, cellular component: nucleus. The transcript has 5 exons. Bases 1 to 1875 code for a protein of 624 amino acids. Lineage: Eukaryota; Fungi; Ascomycota; Eurotiomycetes; Eurotiales; Aspergillaceae.
AUGGCAAACCUGCCUCCUGCGAGCCAUGUCGCCGAGACAAAGUCCGCUGUGAUCAUGGGGUACCCGAACCCAUCAUUCGACUUUUGUGUGCCCAACGCAGGACAAGUGAACUCUCGUGAACGCACCUCAACCCGUACCAAGCCACUUCUUUCUGGGUACUUCGGCCCAACAAGUUUCGUGUCGCCCCUAACCGAAGAUGUCGACUUGGGCGCAGAUAGUCAGGGUCUGGGCCUGGAAAUCGAAUCUUCCCAAAGAAUUCUACCACCGUAUUGGGUCCACAAAAUCUCCGAGGUCUUAUUGACUCUUAGCGAUUUUGCCACAGCUGAGACAUUAAUCCGCGAAUUCUAUGCGCUAAGCCAAAGCGCGAUUAUACCAGCACCAUUUGUACUCAACAGCAUUGAUCCGGUCAAAUCUAUGUGCAAAGAGAGCAUAUCUGACCAUACUUUGGACGAUUUUACAUCUUCACUGACGGUUCAGAUAAUCCAAAACACAGCUGAAAUUUUCGAGGUCCCCUCUACGACAAAAGGGCGAGACUUCCAUACGUUAUUUACGGGACCAGCCAUUCGUCUUGAGAUAAUUGGGCUUCUUUGCGCUCUUGCAGGCCGGGCGAGAUAUCUAGGGCUUGCUGGCGACAGGUCCGAUGACGAGCGAACGUCAAAAGCUCAAUAUGCGCGCAAGAUGCUUGCGGCCAGCGAUGCUGCGCUGUACAUUUGCAGAAUUCUUACGCCACUUAAUGAUCUCACAAUAUGGCUAGUGUAUGAGAAUCUCCUGUUAUCUGAUCUAGUGAAUGGCGACUCAAGCCCUUCGUGGUGGAACAGAUUGGGCGAAUUGUCCACCGACAUUUUUGCCCUUGGUCUCCACCGUGAUUCAAAAUCCUCAAGCGAUUUGCCCAAAUUCCUGUUAGAAUCACGUAGACGGCAGUUCGCUGCGGCGUAUCAGCUUGACAAAAGCAUCGCCACAUUCUUAGGUCGACCGCCAAGGAUACCAUUGAGGUACACCGAUUGUCGCAUGCCACUUGAUAUUAGCGACGAGGCGCUUGCUACAGAUGACGCUGUCUUGAACCGCCCUCAUGACUAUGUUGAUGAGAAUGGCUGGAGUAUCCACGGGGUAGUCCAACGAUCAUCGUGGAUACGUCUGCGAUUUAUCAUCAGUACAUUUCGUGAUGAGGUUCUCGAACUCUCUUUACUGAAGAUGACGCCAGCAAUAGAACAUAUGCUUGAAGAUAUUUCCCAGCGAUGCCAUCAAGCAUGGGAUUCGCUACCAUCUUGUUUGCGCUACAGCCCUCAAUGCUGGAGUGAAAAUCUGCCCGUAGGAGUGCGUGUUAUGAUGGUCAUCUCAUAUCUGGCAUACCUCUACAACGACUUCCUGACUCAACGACUCAUAGCGGGAAAGAACAAACCGCACGGAAAUCCAGCGCUGCUGUCCGUGAGCGCUAAUAUCCUAUCAACGGUCCUGACGUUAGGCACACAACGUGAACAAUUGGUCGAUCUCCGGCCUGAUUUCACCUGGACGGUCCUACUUUACGGAUUCCCUAGCGCCGGUUUGCUUAUCAAAGCCCUACAGCAUCAAAAGCGUACAGGCGAGCCAUUCCUCUACGAGGGGCCGAGAUCGGCCCUCAUUCGGAACUUAAGCGUCUUUAUCUCGCAUCUCGAUUCGAUUGUUCGGCCGGAUAAUUCGCACUAUGCUUUGUUUCAGCGUGCUAAUCAGGUAUUCUCGAAGAUUAUUGAUGAGAUUCUCGAACCACAGUCCAUUCUUCCGAACUCGGAUCUCGGGGAUACUGAGCUGGUCGAUUUUGAUACGAUGAUUGAUGUUGAUGGCUUGGAUUUGAUCAACAAUUUGGAUUUCGGGGUUGCGUUUAAUCAAUGGUUAUUCUGA